Molecule: messenger RNA, 816 nt
Organism: Doryrhamphus excisus (bluestripe pipefish)
Lineage: Eukaryota; Metazoa; Chordata; Actinopteri; Syngnathiformes; Syngnathidae
Gene: mrpl40
Product: mitochondrial ribosomal protein L40
Cellular component (GO): mitochondrial ribosome; mitochondrial large ribosomal subunit
Source: RefSeq, a predicted model, not a curated record
ACGAGUGGUGCGUCAUCAGUGCGCGCCGUGUCUUUUGCUUAGUGAAGUGAUGCUAAUACAUUUGAACCUUUCUCUAUUUUCAUCACUCAACAAUGUGUUUAGACUAAAUUGACAAAGAUGUCUCUGGCCGCAUUUCGCUGUAUUGGGAGGAUUUUCUCACGACAGACAAGUUUUGUGUCAGCAGAAAAUGCUGGUGUUCAGAGCCCUUGGUUUUCUGCAGCGAUGACAAUAAGGACUUCUGCCCCUCUCAGUGCGGAACCCAGAAAGAAGAAGAAGAAAGUGGACCCCAGAAGAGAGCUGAUGGUGAGGGAGCGGUUGAAGAAAAAAUUGAAGAAGUUGGAGAGGGUUCCAGCUGAGCUCAUUCCCAUUGAGGACUUUAUCACACCAACCAAAUGUUUGGAUGAGAGCAGGGUACGCUCUGCUCCAACGCUGUCCUUUGACGAAAGUGAAGCUCGAGCUCUGCUGCUAAAGGAGUGGAGCAAGUACAAAUAUGAGCAGCACGUGGCUGAAGUACAGGCGAUGGAGCUGGCCCUGCAAGCACAGACGGAGGCGUUGGAAGAACUCAAGGCUGAAUCUGAGGAGCUUUACCAGGCUGCACUAACACCAGACCUCCAGAUGUUCCCUUUCACUCACGAAGGCCCUGCUUACACGCCGCCAAAGACCACAUAUGAAGCGCCUGAAGGGAAGUACACCGACAUCACUAAAGUCUACACACAGUGAUGAGAAGCCUCCCGUUUGUUUUUGUUUUUUUCAUGAACCUUGAAAUUAAGUGAGAACAUGUAAAAUGUGUAAUAAAUGUUCAUGUUUAAUCAGAAA